UAUUGAAUUUGCUUGAUUAUAACAUCCGGAAAAUAGCCACUUUGCGAGGCUUUUUGGAUGAUGAGCUAAAUUUCUCGGAGUUUUUUUCUUCUUCUUUUUUUGUAGUGUUCGAGUGAUUGGCAAAUAACUGACUCGAACUCCAUCAAAUACAAUGGAUCUUGCCAACGCCGUUGGCAACUCGGAUGGGUUCCAUCGGCCAACCGCUUAAGGACAUCCCGUCGUACUAAUAAUGAUGUUGACAGACCUAAACUAUAAAGAUCAAUAACCUAUUAGACUAGGUUUAGUUAGCGAAUCCAUGCUGCACACCGAUAUGUAGCUUGCGUCAAGUAUGGACGCUACAAUGUGUUAUAUAACUAACGUAGCUUCUUCUAGGACCUCCUAGCAGUCUCUUGUUGCAUUAUCAAUCAAUCCAAAAGAAGCCGGUCUUGGCCUUGACAGGUGGGUCCUCUGAGUUCAGUCCAGACUAGCCAGGCACCAUGGGCCGCAUCAGCCUCCCACAUCGCAAGCUUCGGAUACCUGCCACGACACAAGAUUGAUGGCCUUGUUACAUAUCGCCUUACGUAUGUUUUCAAUCUAGGCCAGACCGAGUCGCAUUUUGCAUUCCACACCCUUGUUACGCCACUCAUUUUUCAAAUACGGCCGUUUGGAUUACCAACGUUGGCUAAGCUACAAACACCACUAUAUAUGUUCCGUCGCUACCCGACGACAAAGCCGCAAAGAUGGCAGCCUCUUCCUCAUCCAACAACCCUCCGACAAGCGACGAGACCUCAUAUGUAAAGAUGGUGCAGAACAACCGAGAGGGCUCGGUGGGCAACGUAGAACUCAUCGGCAAACACUGCGAGGCCGAAUACUGCAACCAGCUCGAUUUCCUCCCGUUCCUCUGCCAAUCAUGCGGCCACUACUACUGCGGUGACCACCGCACCGAGACGGCCCACAAGUGCGUCAAGGCCGGCGCCUGGGCCGAGAGGAAACGAAAGGCCGCACUGUCGCGGCCCACUGCUGGCGAGGGCAGGAUGAUCAACGACAGCGUCACCAAGAAGCCCUGCGCCUCGCCGGAGUGCAAAACCACCAUCGGCACGGGCCUGGUCCCCGGGGUGCACUGCUCGACCUGCAACCGCGACUACUGCCUCAAGCACCGUAUGCAGGAGGAGCACAACUGCAAGAACCUCGUACCCAUCGGCGCACGCCCCGCGGCUCAGCACCACGUAGAGAACGCGGCCGACAAGGCGCGCUCGGCGCUGAGUCGGCUGAGGGCUUGGGGAACCAAGAAGAAGGAGGAGGCCGGGCGGGCUCUGCCAAAGCCCAAACCGUCCAGCGCGGCGCAGCGGAUGAUUGCGGUGAAUAACCUCAAGAAGACAGCCAAAGGCGACGACAAGGUGCCUCCGGAGAAGCGGGUGUACCUGUACGUCGAGGCCGAGGCCGAAACUACAGUUGCGAAGCUGUCCAAGGGUCAGUUUUUCUACAGCCAGGACUGGGUUAUAGGCCGGGUUCUCGAUGCCGCCGCAAAGAGUCUGCAAAUACAAAACGUCAACAACCAGUCCGAGUCGGAGCGUGACAAGCUGCGCGUAUUCCACGUUGAAGGCGGUAGGCUACUGGAGUUUAAUGAAAAGGUUGGAUCGGCGCUAGUCAGCGGGAAUACGAUUGUUCUUCUUCGGGGUGUUGGGCCGCCUCAAGAACUUAUAGAAAUGUGAAGGAGGUUGCAGUUAAUCGUCACUCUUGUUCAUUUUCUGGUAUUUAUCAUUUGUUAUGUGGUGCAUUGGCGAGGCGUCGGGAAUGGUUUAUUUUUUACAUUAUUAAUUGUUGAGUAGCGUAGCUAGGUGGGUAGGUAGGUAUAUACCAUCAACAAGCGGGGUAUAUACUUGUCAAAUGCAUGUCAUCAAAGUUGAACACACCGUUCAUCAUACACACUUUAGCGUCUGCACUAGAGUUCCU
Pyricularia oryzae 70-15 is the source of this 1932-nucleotide messenger RNA. Its product is annotated as AN1-type zinc finger protein 1. The record is from RefSeq and is a predicted model, not a curated record. Gene Ontology annotation, cellular component: cytoplasm. Gene Ontology annotation, molecular function: zinc ion binding. Lineage: Eukaryota; Fungi; Ascomycota; Sordariomycetes; Magnaporthales; Pyriculariaceae. The transcript has a single exon. The coding region runs from base 720 to 1691 and encodes 323 amino acids.